Lathyrus oleraceus (garden pea) is the source of this 829-nucleotide messenger RNA. RefSeq lists its product as uncharacterized. The record is from RefSeq and is a predicted model, not a curated record. NCBI's taxonomy places the organism in Eukaryota, Viridiplantae, Streptophyta, Magnoliopsida, Fabales, Fabaceae. Bases 167 to 721 code for a protein of 184 amino acids. The transcript has 4 exons.
CUUAAACAACCAUUAACCCGCAAAUCUGAACGUUCUUCUCUCCCUUUUCAGGAAAGAAAAAUAAAAUUGAGCAUUUGGUAUAAGAUUCAGAAGGAUAUUACUAUAACCAAAAAUAAUUAAAUGUUUCAAUAAAUAAAAUCUUAUAUAAUUUGCAUUAGAUUCAUGAAUGGCUACAGAGAUCAAAAACAGUUCCAUGAAGCUCAAAUCAAAUGAUCCAGAUUUAAGGAAGAAAAUGGCCAGCUCAACCAAAAAUCCACCUGAUUCAAAGAUCAAAUCUGUCACAAAAUCUGAGGUUAAACAUAAAGCAACAUCGUCAUCUUCGAAAUCGACGACGAAAACAACAACUACAAAAGUGAGAGAGAAGAAAGUGUAUAAUCUUCCUGGGCAGAAACAUGAUCCUCCAGAACAGAAAGAACCUUUAAGAAUUUUCUACGAGUCAUUAUCAAAACAAAUUCCAUCCAGUGAAAUGGCAGAAUUUUGGUUAAUGGAACAUGGGAUGUUAUCUCCGGAAAGUGCCAAGAGAGCAUUUGAGAAGAAGCAUAGGAAGCAAAAGGAGCUGAGAACAGGAACUCCUGUGAAGCCAUCAAAUUCAGCCACUAAAACUGAAACUUCCAAUAAACAAGAAUCUAAAAAUGGAGAUAUAAAAGCUAAAAAAGUAAUUGUUGAGAGUGAUGAAGAUGAUGAUGAGUUCAUUUUAAGUCCUAAAAGAAGAAAAGGGUAGUAAGAUGGAAAGUCUAACAUUAGCUAUAACAGUUUGUUUAAUUGAGCACUUAUAAGAUAAGCGUUUAUCAUAAGUGCUUAUAUGUAUAAACUUAAUUUUGUAACAAAG